GUCUUUUAUGAGGAUGUAUUGAACCGUUACAUAUUUCUGUGAAUUGAUUUUAAUGACGUCGUUGCCUGAGCCUGACUGACUUCUGCAAAUCGAGUUUUUUUUCUGCACUGACUGAUGGCUGCGGCUGCGCUCAACAGGUGUGCAGUGAUCCGUGAAUUGUCUUUAGUAAACUCGCAACGUGUGGCCACAAUGUACAUGUAUUCUGCUUACACCGCAAGUACAGCACACGUACAUGUACAUUAUAAGCAAUUAUCCAACAUCUCUGCGUAAGCUGUGUGGUUGGACUCAACACAGGUGUGACACGAACUGGACAUUGCAUUUCCAGAACGACGCAUUACUACAGAAGAAACACCGAUUCUACAAGCCAUCACCAUGAACAUUUUUUAGUUAUAGCCUUAUACCACUAAUUAAGAUGCAGAAAGUUUCUGGAAUAUUUUCCGGUGAAAUCUGACAAAACUUGCAGUGUGCCUACUGCUGGACAUCUGGGAUACAUACAACAUCAACAACAUCUUAACUUGAGCACUCCUUGUAUGUAGCAGCCAGCAGCAUGGCAAGGAAUAUCCGAUGUGUACUGUUUGGACUUGUCGCUGUAUCGGCAAUGUGUCUGCUUCUCUACGGUAGAAGAAGUGGCACGCUAGUGAAGAGUGUCACGGCAGUGAGUCGAGAGGGAGUUCGACAGAUUACACAGGACAAAAGUAACACCGAAGAAGAACUGGGGAUUUUCUCCAGAGGCACGAAUGUCAGUAGUGAGGAAUCAUCGUCGUGUCCACCGUGCAACCGCAACCCUACUUCUAUCGACCCCGUGCCCAACGGCGUGGAAGAGCAACCUGUAACCGGUGAUGACUCGGUCCCUGUGGAAGAUACCAGCAGCAGUGAUCCACCGGGAUCGCGUAUUGUCGUGCUGACAUCAAUGCGGACUGGUUCCUCGUUCAUCGGUGAGAUAUUCGGCCGAAAUGACGACAUCUUCUACCUAUUUGAGCCCGGCCUAGCACUGCUCACAGAGCUGCAUUCCAGGGGAGCUCUUUUCUUACAGCCAAUGUAUAUGGAUAUGUUGAGGUCGCUCUAUCAAUGCAACACAUCUUCUCUGGAUUUCUACCUCAAGUGGUUGUCUAGGCAGCCCCCACUCGAAGUCAAGAAAAAAGUCCCACGAAUUUUUGACUCAUUCUGCUACCCGUUUAAGACGGGGAAAACGGGGCUGAAGUGCGACGCCGUUCCUGCAGAGAUUUUUGAGAGAAAAUGCCAAGAGAAGAGACACAUUGCGAUAAAAUCUAUCCGUAUUUGGGACAUCGGGAUGUUUCUGUCACUGAUACAAGAUAGUAACGUGAAACUCAAGGUCAUUCAUCUCGUUCGAGACCCAAGAGGAAUGACUGCAUCGCGAGUUCUUGCCAUGAAUGUCGUUGAGAACACAUUCAACAAAUUGCAGGCGGAUUCUUUCACAGAUGAAAUGCGAUCGUACUUGAUGGAGUUCUGCUCCUAUAGCAUCGACAAUAAAGAAAUAGGGUACUACCUCCCCAAGUACAGAGACAACUACCUUCUACUGAGGUAUGAGGACAUGUCAUUGGAUCCAGAGAGAGUCACCCAACUCAUCUACAACUUCACUGGACUUGGUGCUGUCCCUGAGACAAUAUCUAAAUGGAUCGCUGAGAAUACCCAGGCUCAUAGACCUGGAGUAUACUCGACUACCCGAGUGUCCAGCCAAGUGUAUCAGUCGUGGCGUACUAAGUUAGACUUCAAGACCGCAAAGGCCAUCGAGAAUGUUGGACGCUGUGCUGAAAUGAUGGAGCAUUUUGGAUACCACCCCGUGCGGGAUGAGUCGCAUCUCAAGAACCUGUCGUCUCCCCUCCUCGCUCCAAUUCCACCACCUCAUGAUUCUUACAGGUAUCAGCCAUAAAUCAGUGAUUGUGAUAAAAAAAAAGGGCUGUUUUGGUUGCACCCAUCUUGAAAUCAUAUUCAUCACCUGAAGUUUUAGAUGAAGAUCUGUGUUGAAGGUCGGCCAUUUGUAGGUCAACUUCAUUUUUGUGUGAAUUUCUUGAAACUACACAUGUACUGUUGGAAGAAAUAUAGCACGCAGCGUAAUUCGGUGAAUAAAAUACACGUACAUUUUGAUUGUUAACAAGGCAUGAUAUACAAGGUGUCCCAAUAAACAUCGUGCAAGAAGAUUUAGAAAUAGCUGAUUUUCUCAAAAGUUGGUCAGAUGAAAGUUGGUUUGCAUAGUUGAAUCUUCUUGAUUUGUUUUCACAAAUUAUAAACAAGACCAUAUUUCUUGAAAAUGCUAUAAAAUUCGAUCAGCUAGUCGGACCAACUUUUGAGAAAAUUCGAAUUUUUUUUUUCAUGCACAAUGUUUAUUGGGA
Messenger RNA from Patiria miniata (bat star), 2351 nucleotides. RefSeq names its product carbohydrate sulfotransferase 3-like. The record is from RefSeq and is a predicted model, not a curated record. Gene Ontology annotation, molecular function: N-acetylglucosamine 6-O-sulfotransferase activity. The transcript has a single exon. NCBI's taxonomy places the organism in Eukaryota, Metazoa, Echinodermata, Asteroidea, Valvatida, Asterinidae. Bases 548 to 1891 code for a protein of 447 amino acids. Gene Ontology annotation, biological process: sulfur compound metabolic process; N-acetylglucosamine metabolic process.